UAUGAAAUUAUGCAACAAAGAGCAUACAGCAAUGCUAGGCUGGCUGUGAUUAACACAGCCUAACUGACCCAUUUAGCGGACAGAUGCUAAGGAGAAAGAAGCACUGAAUAUAAUAUGGGGAUUGCAAAAGCAUGAAAAGGCUGUUAUCACUUGGGACAUGAAGAUUAUGGACAGAUCAGCACCAGUAGCUGCUGCAUGGGCAUGCCAGGGCGUGCUGUGCCUUGGAUUGUAUUUGCUGGAAGAUGUGAAGGGGGUCUGAGUGGUGCCAGCAUUUUUUUGUCCCUUCUCUGGGCAACAGGCAUGGGGUUCAGUGUCCAAGUGCAGCGCUCACAAGGGCUGAGCUGGCACCAAGUCCCCAUGAGUCCCUAGAGACUCCAGUGAGGGUUCCAAGCCCCCCACCCCAGUGCAUCCCUGUGUCUGAGCUCACUGGGUACUUGCUUUCUCCAUCCCUGGAAGGAGGUUGUGGUGGGGUGGAGUUCAGCCUUUGCUCCCAGGUAACAGUAAUAGGUGUUGAGGUGAUGGCCUCAAGUUCUGCCAGAGCAGGUUUGAGUUGGAUAUCAGAAACAAUUCCUUCUCCCACAGAGCAGUGAUGCAGUGGCACAGCUGCCCAGGGACGGGGGGAGUCCACAUCCCUGGGGGUGUCCCAGAGCCAUGGGGAUGUGGCACUGAGGGCCGUGGGCACAGUGGGGGUGGGCUGAGUUGGACUUGGGGAUAUUGGAAGUCUUAUCCAACAUUAAUGACUCUUAUUCUAUGAUUCUGUGAUCUUAGGUGUGCAGGAUAUAUCCACAGGAAAACCAAGCCUUGUGCAGGUGAACACAAGUGUACCAGCAGUGAACAUCUUUGUGAAACAGAACUAUGGGAUUAGGAAUUUUUCGGCUGAGCACCACGCUUAGCUCUGCAGCUACAGAUGCAGCGUUGCCCCAACUGACAUCCUUGGCUGUUCGUCGUAGAGGCUUUCUGGGCUGUGGGGUCAGAACCAAGUUUUGUUUACUAGCAAGAAUCACGUCUGAAGAGCUGCUCUGGGAGGGAGAUGAGGGCUGUGCUGGGACCCCCACCCCAAAAUCUGCGAGCAGCACAGAGCGAGGAGGCAGGAGCCCGCCCCCGGCAGCGAUGCGGAGGAGGAGGGCGAGAAGGAGGAGGAGGGGGGAGAAGGAGGAGGAGGAGGAGGAGGGAGCCCCGGCUCCGGCACGAGGCCGGGCGGAGCGAUGUGCGAGCAGGCGGCGCGGUACUGCCGGGCCGGCGUGCACAGGCUGCUGCGGAAGCCGGCGCCGGCGCUGCGCGGGCUGGACGGGCUGCUGCGCUGGGUCGGGGCCAGGAUGAGCGACAAGGGCGUCGCCGACAGGGAGCUGCUCACCUCGGGAGCCUCCGCGCAGAGGAAGGGCACCUCCGUCAUCCUCGAUAUUUUUAGAAGAGCUGACAAAAAUGAUGAUGGGAAGCUGUCCCUGGAGGAGUUCCAGGCCUUUUUUUCUGAUGGGACGCUCAACGAGGAGGAACUCGAGAAGCUCUUCCACACCAUCGACUCAGACAACACAAACAAUGUGGACACGAAGGAGCUGUGUGACUAUUUUGCCGAUCACAUGGGAGACUACGAAGACGUCCUGGCCUCAUUGGAGACUCUGAACCUCUCCAUCCUGAAGGCAAUGGAUUACACCAAGCGCGUCUAUGAAAGCGGCAGCAAUGUGGACCAGUUUGUCACCCGCUUCCUGCUGAAGGAGACGGCCAACCAGACCCAGUCACUGCUCAGCUCGGUGGAGAGCGCCGUGGACGCCAUUGAUGAGCAGACCAACCCCUCCAGGCAGUGCCCUGGCCCAGCUGGCCUCGCGCUGACAGAGUCCUGGUAUGACAGUCCUGUGCCCAGCUACGCGCCCCCCGGCCGGAUCGUGCCCCGGGGCCACGGGAAGAGCAGCCAGAGCGGUGCCCCCGAGCCCAGGCAGGACGGGCUGGAGGGGCAGAUCGGCAGGCUGGCCGCACUCAUUGGCAGGCUGGAGGACAAGACUCUCUGGUUUGACCUGCACCAGCGGCUGUCGGACAGCGAGAGCACAGCUUGCACGUACCUCCUCCUGGUGCGGGAUGAGAUGACGGUGUCACACAAGCACCUGGGCGAGUUCUGCAGCUCCCUGAAGCAGUACCUGAAGAGCGUGGCCGGGGAGCGGGACUGCUUCCAUGUGACUGCAGUCAAGCUACCCGACGGAGUCACCUUCAUCAUCUAUGAGUUUUGGGAGACCGAGGAGGACUGGAAGAGCCGCCUGGUGCACCCUGAGCCAAGACUGACCGUGCGGGGAUCUGGCUGUGCCCCCCACCCCCUGCCAGGCGCUGUCCCCCCCAUUGUGUUGGCCAGAGGGGAGUGUGAUUGUCACCUGUCUGCAGCAAAGGAACUCUCCUUGUCCCCCUUCAGCAGCACCUCACCCUCAGCUUCCCCACUCCUGGGGCACCUCUUCCUACAUGGGGAGGGCUCUUUGGGGCCUUGGAAGGGGUGGUGAUGAUGUGGAUAUGGUGGGAGCAGAGCCCUCGGUAUGCAGAAAGUGUGUAUUGGGGUCUCUGAUGGGUAGACCCAACAGAGGGGAGGGAAGAGGGAUGGAGAUCUGCAGGGCACAUGGGGCCCUAGUGGAGUGGAGGUGGGUGCCUUGCAGGCCCCAGGGUGGCUGCUCCCCCAGCCCCGGGGUCUAUAAGUCUGUGUGUGCUUGUCUGUCUGUGUCUGUGCACACUCUGCCCCACCCUGCCCAGCCCCAUGGGGGGAUGAGAGGGCCUCACAAGGUGUCCCCCCCUCUACCCAAGCAUUUAUUAAUGAUAGAACAACAGAAUUGAUGAUACUGAAUAAACCAUGACGGGAGCCA
Molecule: messenger RNA, 2834 nt
Organism: Phasianus colchicus (ring-necked pheasant)
Lineage: Eukaryota; Metazoa; Chordata; Aves; Galliformes; Phasianidae
Gene: NECAB2
Product: N-terminal EF-hand calcium binding protein 2
Biological process (GO): regulation of amyloid precursor protein biosynthetic process
Cellular component (GO): cytoplasm
Molecular function (GO): calcium ion binding
Source: RefSeq, a predicted model, not a curated record